CGAUGUCAAGAUCGCUGGUUGUCAAAGAUCAUCCAUCUAUCGCUGAACCACCCAGAACAAAUGGAAACACUGCCCCAUGUCAGAGAAGCUGAGAUAUCUCUUUCGGAGGAUGAGCUUAAUCUCCUCCGCGACAACUACCGUUCAGAAGGGGCCAAGCCGCGCCCACAAACAAGGUUCAACUAUGCUUGGGCGCUUGUACGAAGCCGAACAAGACCUGACCAAGAGGAGGGCCUCCAGUUACUGCACCAAAUGUAUAGUGAACUUCCCAGUCGACGGCGCGAAUGUCUUUAUUACCUCGCAUUAGGAGAAUACAAAUUGCAGAACUACAAAAAUGCACGGAAAUACAAUCAAACACUUCUGGAACAUGAACCUCAUAAUUCACAAGCACUGGAACUAGAAAGAAUCAUCAACCGAAAGAUCAAAAGAGAGGGAUUUGUUGGCAUGGCCAUCCUGUUUGUAACGGUUCUUACAGUAGGUUUAGUUACCGCGGUAGUUGUGAAACGCCGACAGCCCACUAGUACAUAGAUCGGUCAUUUUAUAUUUACAUUUUGAAGCAGCUAAAUAGCAUUCAUUGAUCCGAUAAUCAAACUCAAGCUUGAUUUAGUCCUAUGGUGAGCAUCAAUCCGAAC
This is a messenger RNA of Spizellomyces punctatus DAOM BR117, 629 nucleotides long. RefSeq lists its product as uncharacterized. Gene Ontology annotation, biological process: autophagy of mitochondrion; peroxisome fission; mitochondrial fission. Gene Ontology annotation, cellular component: mitochondrial outer membrane; peroxisomal membrane. NCBI's taxonomy places the organism in Eukaryota, Fungi, Chytridiomycota, Chytridiomycetes, Spizellomycetales, Spizellomycetaceae. The record is from RefSeq and is a predicted model, not a curated record. The coding region runs from base 61 to 525 and encodes 154 amino acids. The transcript has 6 exons. Gene Ontology annotation, molecular function: protein binding.